AUAGAGUUGUUUUUCCAUGUUUAGGUUAAAAAGUAAUUAGAGGAAGUGAAAAAAAGUGGGACCCGCGUAAAACCCCCUGAGAUGUAAAUUCCUAAAACAAAUCUACAUUUCCCUCACCUUUGUUCCUCUCUUACGCUUCACUCUCUCAGCAAAACCACCGCAUCUACACGUGAUCCCCAGAUCGUAACCACUUUUCGCCGCCGUUGCGAUUUCCUCAGUUCACAUUCUAGAAAUCGCAACUCCGGCGAGCCAGUUAGCCAAGCUGCUCGUCGUUAGAGAGCCCAAAGUGUACUUCCAAGGGUCCUCUACUGCGUGCUAUCUAUAUACCAAGUGUCAAGUUGCGUUAACUGGCAUUGAGCCCUAGAAGUCCCAAAGCAAUUGGGGUGAAAUAGGCCUAAUACAACGUUGCUUUAUUAUAAAGGCUGUGCUGUCCCACAUAGUAAUAUUAAUAGGUGUCAGAGGAACACUCAAAUCCACCGAGACUGAAAAUAGAAGAAAGAAUUGGGCAUGAUACCCACACAUUUUCUCUCUCUUUCCAUUUAAAACUUCAAGCAACAAAAAGCCUAGUUUCUGAGGCUCUUGUCUUCAAUCCAAUUCUCCAUACAUGGACGACGCCUUUGCUAGAUCUAUUCCUGAGGUCCUUGGCUUCUUUGGAGUGGACCCAACAAAGGGUUUAUCCGACGCUCAGGUUGUAAAACAUGGCAGACUUUAUGGUACAAACGUGCUGCAUGAAGAUCAAAGAGCUCCGUUUUGGAAAUUGGUUUUGAAGCAGUUUGAUGAUUUACUUGUGAAGAUACUAAUUGCAGCUGCUCUUAUAUCAUUUAUUCUCGCAUUAAUUAAUGGUGAAACAGGCUUGAUGGCGUUUCUGGAGCCUUCUGUUAUUCUGAUGAUAUUGGCUGCAAAUGCAGCUGUGGGAGUGAUCACAGAAACAAAUGCCGAAAAAGCUCUUGAGGAGCUACGUGCUUAUCAAGCUGAUGUGGCAACUGUCUUGCGAAGUGGUUGUUUUUCCAUACUUCCUGCAACUGAACUUGUUCCUGGGGAUAUUGUGGAAGUUUCUGUGGGGUGCAAAAUUCCUGCUGAUAUGAAGAUGAUUGAAUUGUUAAGUAAUGAAGUACGGGUUGAUCAAGCUAUUCUUACAGGUGAGAGCAGCUCGGUCGAAAAAGAGCUUAAAACUACCACAACAGCAAAUGCAGUAUACCAGGACAAAACAAAUAUUCUUUUCUCGGGAACAGUUGUGGUUGCUGGUAGGGCAAGAGCUAUUGUGGUGGGAGUUGGUCCUAACACUGCCAUGGGCAGCAUACGUGAUUCAAUGUUGCGAACAGAGGAUGAGGUGACACCGUUGAAAAAGAAGCUGGACGAGUUUGGCACUUUUUUGGCCAAGGUUAUUGCAGGGAUAUGCGUGUUGGUUUGGAUUGUAAAUAUUGGUCACUUUCGUGACCCUUCUCAUGGUGGUUUUGUGCACGGGGCAAUUCAUUAUUUUAAGAUUGCAGUUGCUCUGGCCGUUGCAGCAAUUCCUGAAGGUCUCCCUGCUGUUGUAACAACGUGUUUGGCUCUUGGAACAAAGCGAAUGGCUAGGUUGAAUGCCAUUGUUCGCUCUUUGCCGUCCGUUGAGACCUUGGGCUGCACCACUGUAAUUUGCAGUGACAAAACUGGGACUCUAACUACCAAUAUGAUGUCAGUUGCAAAGAUAUGUAUUGUCGAGUCUGCAAAAAGUAGUCCUUUUGUUACGGAAUACGGUGUCAGUGGAACAACAUAUGCACCUGAAGGUAUAAUCUUUGACACGGCAGGGGUGCAGCUUGACAUUCCAGCUCAAUCGCAAUGCCUUCUUCACAUGGCUAUGUGUUCUGCUCUUUGCAAUGAGUCAACCCUGCAGUAUAAUCCUGAUAAAGGGAAGUAUGAAAAAAUUGGUGAGUCAACUGAAGUGGCACUACGUGUUUUGGUAGAAAAGGUCGGUCUCCCGGGUUUUAAUUCUAUGCCGUCAGCAUUGAAUAUGUUGAGCAAGCAUGAGCGCGCUUCUUACUGUAACCAUUAUUGGGAGGAACAAUUUAGAAAGUUAGAUAUUUUGGAAUUUUCUAGAGAUCGGAAAAUGAUGAGUGUCCUUUGCAGCCGGAACCAGUUACAUGUUUUAUUUUCAAAAGGUGCUCCAGAAAGUAUUAUCUCUAAAUGUACAACCAUUCUAUGCAAUGGUGAUGGUUCUGUCAUGCCACUUACUGCUGAUAUUCGAUCAGAGCUGGACUCAAAGUUCAACAGUUUUGCAGGAAAAGAAACAUUGAGAUGCCUUGCUUUGGCUCUCAAAUGGAUGCCCUCAGAUCAACAGAAGGUGUCCUUUGAUGAUGAGAAGGACCUCACGUUUAUUGGAUUGGUUGGGAUGCUGGAUCCACCAAGAGACGAAGUAAGAAAUGCCAUGCUUUCAUGUAUGACUGCUGGCAUACGCGUUAUAGUUGUCACUGGAGAUAACAAGUCCACUGCUGAGUCACUUUGCCGCAAGAUAGGUGCUUUUGACCAUUUGAUAGAUUUUACUGAACAUUCUUACACUGCUUCUGAGUUUGAAGAACUUCCAGCCCUGCAACAAACUAUAGCAUUGCAGCGUAUGGCACUUUUUACCAGGGUUGAGCCUUCUCAUAAAAGGAUGCUGGUUGAAGCAUUGCAGCACCAAAAUGAAGUGGUUGCAAUGACUGGUGAUGGAGUCAAUGAUGCACCUGCCCUGAAGAAGGCAGAUAUAGGAAUUGCUAUGGGAUCAGGAACUGCUGUUGCUAAGAGUGCUUCAGACAUGGUCCUGGCUGAUGACAAUUUUGCUUCAAUUGUUGCGGCUGUGGCAGAGGGAAGGGCUAUAUACAAUAAUACAAAGCAGUUUAUUAGAUACAUGAUUUCUUCCAACAUUGGGGAAGUAGUAUGUAUAUUUGUGGCUGCAGUGCUUGGAAUACCUGAUACCCUGGCCCCUGUCCAGUUGCUUUGGGUCAAUUUGGUCACUGAUGGAUUGCCUGCCACUGCUAUUGGCUUCAAUAAGCAAGACUCUGAUGUGAUGAAGGUUAAGCCUCGAAAGGUGAAUGAAGCAGUUGUUACAGGCUGGCUCUUCUUUCGGUAUUUGGUAAUUGGAGCUUAUGUUGGCCUUGCCACCGUUGCCGGUUUUAUUUGGUGGUUUGUUUACGCUGACAGUGGCCCUAAACUACCAUACUCUGAAUUGAUGAAUUUUGACACUUGCCCGACCAGGGAGACAACUUAUCCAUGCAGUAUAUUUGAAGAUCGACACCCAUCCACUGUAUCUAUGACUGUGCUUGUCGUUGUUGAAAUGUUCAAUGCUCUGAACAAUCUUAGUGAAAAUCAAUCCCUCCUGGUCAUCCCUCCCUGGAGUAACAUGUGGCUUGUUGGUUCUAUAGUCCUAACUAUGCUUCUUCACACACUAAUUCUGUACGUUCACCCGUUAUCAGUUCUUUUCUCUGUAACACCAUUGUCUUGGGCUGACUGGAUGGCUGUCCUCUAUCUUUCUCUACCGGUUAUAAUUAUUGAUGAGAUCUUGAAGUUCUUUUCCAGAAAUCCCAAUGGUAUGAGGUUCAGGUUAUGGUUUAGGAGAUCUGAUUAUGGUUUACUUCCAAAAAGAGAAGUACGUGAUAAGUAAGAUGUUGUGUACUAUUUGAGCAAAGUAGAUAUUUAAAGUGGUAUCCUUCACUGAAUCUUAAUCGUCAACCUCCACGUGCAUGUCCAGGAAUUAAAAGGUACUACCAUGAAAGAUUCUGUAUAAUAUUUACCUUUUUGUAUUAUUUAUGUUUUCCUGAAAAUGUCUCUGAUGUAAAACAGCAACUGUAGUAUAGGCCUUUAUUAUCUCUAAUUAUUCAUUUUCUUUAAGGUUUGUAUUUGACCAAUUUUGAUAGCAUAAGUUCAAUAGAAGCUCUCAAUUUUCUUUUAUAAA
Messenger RNA from Vicia villosa (hairy vetch), 3907 nucleotides. RefSeq names its product calcium-transporting ATPase 3, endoplasmic reticulum-type. Gene Ontology annotation, biological process: intracellular calcium ion homeostasis; calcium ion transmembrane transport. Lineage: Eukaryota; Viridiplantae; Streptophyta; Magnoliopsida; Fabales; Fabaceae. Gene Ontology annotation, cellular component: membrane. Bases 605 to 3616 code for a protein of 1003 amino acids. The record is from RefSeq and is a predicted model, not a curated record. Gene Ontology annotation, molecular function: ATP hydrolysis activity; P-type calcium transporter activity; ATP binding. The transcript is spliced from 35 exons.